Messenger RNA from Caenorhabditis auriculariae, 2157 nucleotides. Lineage: Eukaryota; Metazoa; Nematoda; Chromadorea; Rhabditida; Rhabditidae. The record is from the annotation of a GenBank genome assembly.
AUGUCGCGCCAGCUGAAGAUCGCUCUGGCAACAACUGCGAUUUGUGGAGCCGGAGCCUUGUAUUGGGCUUAUGCAAAGAAAAAAAGUAUAAUAUAAAUAUUUUUUUUUUCUGCAAAAUGAAUUUUCAGAGAGGAACAAGAAAUCGAGUUUCUCUUUGAAAGCGCCACCAGAAAAAUUGAACAGAAUUCCGAUUUUUUGCCUUCGGAGGAUGAAGAAAGUGAGGGUGAGUUUAUUUGUUCAUUGAUUUUUUGUAAAGCUCAAGUUUUGCAUUCAGAAGAAGUUCAAGAAACUGUUCUCCGGCUUCCUGAUAAGGCAGUUGGCGCAGUGAUUGGAAGGCAUGGCAGGAAUUUGAGAAUCAUAGAAAGAGAAACAAUGGUUAAUUAAGUUUAAUUAAAAACUUUCAAACUCAUUUUUUUUAGUCUGUCUUGACAAUAGCCAGUUUCUCCAAUGAUCGGUUCAGAAGUUUGCGAAAAGGGUAUUUUUUCUGUGUUUUUUUACGAAAAAUAAAGAAAUUUUAAGCAAAAUUGACGGUGAUUGGGGUUGGGGCUCGAAAGCUGAAGAGGAAGAUGACUGGUUUGAGGAAAAAGAUGUGACUAGAAGUGAACUGGAAAUGCUCCAAUUUUUGGUUGUUAGAGCUCCAUCGAAAAGACAGGUGAAUUAUUAAAUUAUUGAAUCAUCAGAAUUGUGUACAUUCAGGUGAUUUUUUUGUUAAUCAGAAUAAUAUUAAUUUGAAAAAAAUUUUUUUCGGACUGAUUAGAACAGCUGAAAAAAAAUUUCAUUAAUAAAAGUUUCUUUGGGCAAGAAAUCGAACUUACAAUUUUUUUGAGAACGAAGUGUUAGGCUCGUGUUUUCCUGUUCUUGCUGCAUUUUCCUAAAGGGGCAGGAGACUUGCAGGACCUAGAACAACACGGUAAACGGCUUUGCGCCUCGAGACCCUCAUAAUAAUAAUGAUAAUAGUUCAUUCACUGGCAUAAAUAGACUUCAUGAAUUUUUCUAUGCUCCUUCGAAAAUCCCGGCAAGGAGUUUUGUUCUGAAUGGGCUAUACUUCUUCCUGAUUCAAAGAUUUUUCAAGAAACUAACUAAAUUUUGCAAGAGUCCGAGACAUUCGAAAUUUCAAAACUAUGAUAUUGAUAAUUGAGAUGGAAAUGGUGCGCCUUCGAGUCAGAGAAAUCGUCAAUUCGUGUGUACGAGAAGAUUUCGAAGCGUCCUUCACUGUCAAUCGUUCUGUUGCGGGCUACAUAAUUGGUUUUACUUGAAAAAUGUUCUAUUGAAGUUACAAAAAUUAAGGUCGGAACGGACGGAAUAUCAAGAAAAUCGCGGCACAGUUCGGAGUCAAAAUUCAGGUUUUUCUGAAAAGUUUCUAUUAAAAUUUGAACUUUAGCUCUUUGACAAGGAUAAUUCGCUAGAUGUGGUAGAAAUCCUAAUCAAAGGCCGUCAUCAGUAUGGAGUUCACGAGGCUGAGGUGAGACGGGGGAUUUCAAAGGAGCAAUGACAUUUAAAAGAAUUUAGCGUUGUACAAAUCCUUGUUAAAGAUUCUGUUGGCUCAUAGAAACAUUUAAAAAAUGCAAAGGGCCGUUUUCCGUAUUAAUUUCUGUCGUUUUUCGAAAUUUCUUCUCAUACGCUUCAACCAAAACAAAUACCGUGACAAAUAAAGAGCAUUCGAAGGUGCAGAAUCCAAAAAAAAGAAUAGUCGCUGGCGCUUGAAUUGAAUCCAAGAACCGCCGACGCGCACGCUACACGUCCCGCCUUCCUCGCUUUUCAAGUCGAGAAAAAUUGACUAAACAUUACUCUAUUUUCGACACGCGUGCUGCUAGUCCCUGUUCAUGUGCCUUUAAUCUAACCCAAGAAUGUCUGUUAUAUUAAAGGCACACGCAAAGCGACAGACCACGCCUAUCUAAGGGAUUAUCUUUUGAAGCCGCUCCAAACAGUUCAAAGAUCACCCUUUUUGAAGGUUGUCCUGAGGAACACUUGGAAAAACGUGACGGACGAAGACGUGAAGAAAUACCGGAAAAGCAGCUCCGACGGCCUUCAGGACGACGUCCAGGAUGUUUAUGAAUUCGGACUCAGAUUGGAAAAAAAGAUGAAUGAUUACAGGAACUGAAGGAACUUGAGCACCUCGUUAAAACGUUGGAUGUACAAGAAGAGGAAGUUUGGUGA